AUCUCACAACACUAUGCGAAGAAAUCUAGUGAAAGUAUCCUCGUAGUUUGCAGUUUGCAUUAAGAUAGAGAUUAGUUUGUGAAAUGCAAUCCGUUAGCAAGAAACCAUUGGAGGGAAAAUGGGGAGAAAUAACCGAUAGGCAUCUUGGAAUAAAGAAUGCCUUAUGGGAGUUUAAUCCUGGAAAAUGUUUGCUGCCGUCUUUUUUUGAAAAUUAUAUGCAGCCAAUUUUGGAUGCGCCAAUUCGUAAAGACGAUAUUUGGUUGAUAAGUUUUCCUAGAACAGGUUCCACCUGGUGUCAAGAAAUUGUAUGGUUACUGGGAAAUAAUAUGGAUUUUGAAGGAUCGCAAUCUACUCUACAGCAAAUUAGAGCACCGUUAAUUGAAAUGUCCGUUGCUCUUUACGAAUACGCAGACCAAUUUAAAAACCUGUUUACAAAUUCAGUGGAUUUUGUCAAUCAGUUACCUUCUCCAAGAUAUGUAAAAAGCCAUCUUCCCUUCCAGCUACUUCCAACAGAGAUGCAGCAAGUAAAACCUAAGAUAAUUUAUCUCAUAAGAGACCCAAAAGAUACCUGCGUCUCUCUUUAUUACCAUUGCAAGCUGCUACACGGAUUUAAUGUAGAAUUUGAUACGUUCUGUGACCUCUUUAUUAAUGGUGCUGUUAUUUAUGGAGAUCUUUUGGACCACUAUCUAGAAUUUUGGAACAGACGACAUCAAGAAAAUAUUCUCAUUUUAAGAUACGAAGAUAUGAAAGAAGAUACAAAAAAAGCCAUAAAAACAGUCGCUAAAUUUAUUGAAAAAGAUGUUACUGAAGAAGAAGUUGAAAUUUUGAACAAUUAUAUACAAUUUCCGAAAAUGAAAGAAAAUAAAUCUUGUAAUUGUGAAAUACUAUUGGAUAAAAAAGGUGGAAAGGAAUAUUUCGAAAAAGUCGGUUGUCAUUUUAUAAGAAAAGGUGAAAUAGGCGAUUGGAAGAAUCAUAUGUCGUUGGAAAUUAUUCAAAAAUUUGAUGAAUGGAUAGAUCGAAAAACCAAAGGGAGUGGUUUAAGUUUUUAAAAUUUGAUGGUAUAAGUUUG
Psylliodes chrysocephalus is the source of this 1069-nucleotide messenger RNA. The record is from the annotation of a GenBank genome assembly. Lineage: Eukaryota; Metazoa; Arthropoda; Insecta; Coleoptera; Chrysomelidae.